AUAUGGGGUUGGGGUGGGAUUGUGGGAAGGGUAGAAAUAGAAUUUUCUUCUGCUCAGAAAAUUUUUUUAUGAUCCAUUCUCACUCUCACUGCCUUCUGCCUUGAUUUUUGAGAAAACAGCGUGGUCGCGUGGUUGGUGUCGUAAAUUUGAAAUGUAUCCAAAAAAUCUACAAAAUGAUUUGUCUACAUGCAUUUUCUACUCUUAAAAUGUCGUGAUUGCACACCUCUAUCACCUAUCACUGUUUACCCACUGUGUAGAGCCAUGGUACCGAUUUGGAGAUAUCCUCUUGCUGUAACUUGGUUGCAGCCCUGAUUGCAGUCUUUUUUUAUCUGCAAUUUAGGUAUUGAGGCUUGUUACUCCAGGGCUUUGACCUCGAUUUCGUAUUUGAGCAAGUUAAGGAUUACUCCCAUGUGAUGCAUCAUAAUUAAUGCAGGUUGAUGUAACUAUGGUACUACACACUACUCGAGCUCCAGUCUGGAAAGUGGUAUCUGUAAGCUGCGUUACGUCGAAAGUUCAGGGUUCCCAACUUGGAAAGAUGUGGUGUCUAACCGACUACUUGAAAAAUGUGACUGAAACUUCAUGUUGGAUGUAUAAUUGAAUCGCAGUCUAAAAAGACGUGACCGAAAUCUUUGCAAUUGCCCUAGUGUUAUCAUUUGCAACAGCCGUCAUACUCCAAGCUCUUUCUCCUACAAUGCCUUGUGGCUUUUAUGGCGAUGAAAACGGGAGUCUAGCAACAACUGUGAUUGUAUAGGCCUGCGUGAUUUGAUACUAGGAAGUGUCCGGAAGGUGAGAAAGAAGACAAGUGAAACGCGACAUUUGACUCUCUACGCUUUGUGUGUCAACUUGCAAUUGAACACGUAGAAAGUGGGAAGAGGUUAAACGAAACAAAACGACGAUGAAAGGCAAUAAAAAUCUGCGGGAGAAAGAUCGGUAAUCAAUGUAAAAUUGAACGCAGCUGGAGAUUUCCUAUAAAAUGUGACGGAUGGAGGAGGAAGGACAUCACUUGCAGUCAUUGCUUCAUCAGUUGAAGUAUCUCAAUCACAUCUGCUCGCUUCUGUUUUAACUUCAAGGCUCAGCGUUUUUUUUUCCAACAGUUACUCAAAUUUUGGGUCCCGAAUUUCGAACACUAAAAAGAUCAAGGAAAAUGCGUUUCACUCUGUCGAUUCUUAUGCUGAUCUGCUUGGUAUCAGCCGUACAUUUUCAGCCGAGCAGCAGUAGCAACACUCGGACAUCCGGUUUCAAAUUGAAAAAUCUUUUUGAUGGACAUCACGGCAAACAUUUUGGCGGAACAGACGUCAUAUCUUCAAGGAAAUUUGGUCUGGGCAUCAAAGCUGUUCUCCUCAAGCCGCUCCUUCUGGUGGCCCUAGCGAAAAUCAAGCUCGCUCUUCUAUUUGGCAAACCUUUGGUCUUGUUGACCCUUAAAAAGCUUUUACUUGACGUCGUUCUUGGCAAACUGUUGCUCAAGAUUCCUCUGAUUCUGCUCGGCGGCAAAGCUUUGAUAGCCAAGGUGCUGGCCCUUAAGUUUGCGUUGAUCGCCAAAGGAUUGAUCGGCUUGAAAGCCCCGCUCGUCCUGCUCUUCCUCGGUGGUUUCCUGAAAGGCGCUCUAAAAGGAACAGGUUUGGGAUUGGCGAUUGCCGGAGGUUUGCUGAAGCUGAAUGACCAUGGUUCCAGCGCUGAAGAUGAAUACGACGAACACUACUACGCCCUUCCAGCACCUCCUCCUCCUUCAUACGGCGCUCCUUCCUAUUACAGCGCACCUGCUUCCUAUUACAGCGCACCUGCUUCCUAUUCCAGCGCUCCCGCUCCUGUUUACUCAUCACCCGAUCCAUUGUACUCGCAAAGUUAUGAUGCAGUUAUUUCAGAAUAUUCCGGAGUGGGCGGAGGCUACGAUAUUGGCCGCAAGAAGCGCAAUGCUGGAAGACGAAAUGAUGAAGAUGACAGCGAAGAAGAAGUGGAAGACAGUGAGGAAGACUUAACCGACGAAUCACCCGAGGAUCUUAAACUGGAAUUUGAAGCAGCUCGCACCAAUGCCAACGCUUAUCUCUACAUGGCUGCCCAAUUUGACGAACAAUCUUGCGGUCGCCGAUUGAUGUGUGAAGUCUACCAGAAACCCCAAGGAAGUCGCACCGAUGACGAGCUUAUUUUACAAGACAUUUUCGGUUAUCCACUGGCCCCAUUGAGUGAAGAAGACCAAGGUACCCCGAAGGAAAUGUAUUACAGAGCUGCUCAACUUGGUACCUCCCACCAAGGCCGUCCCAACAGUCAGAUCUGCGCCCGUGUUUAUGCAACUUGCCCUCACAAUGCCGAGCAGCUGAUCCACUUCUUCGUCAGCGAGGAUGUCGAAACCAAUGAAAUUGAUUCGGAUAACCGCCCAGUUUCUCAUCUGCAGCCUCCCAAGCAAUCCGCCGCCCGUCUUCCCUUCUACCAUCCUCGCCAACCCAACAUUUCACCUGCCCAACAAUGGAAGCCGGCUGUUGUCAGGCCUGCUGUUAGUAAACCACAACCCCAAACAACUAAGCCGACCCAAGAGCAAGUUAGGCGACCAACAGUUGCUGUAACUCCGGUUGCACCUCUGCGCAAAAGAUUUAUCACGGCACCAGCUGCCUAAAUGGCCAAACACGGAAGCCAUCAUAUGACAAUAUACAUUCCAUUGCAUGGACUGUCGAUCAGCCCGAGCUGAUUUAUCACUUGACAUACAAUUUUGUUUUUCAUUCAGAUGAAUCUAUGAAAAUGUUUUUUUCAAACAAAUGAAGUUUAAUUAUGUACUAUGAUACCCGGAAUGUGCAAUACACAAUUGUACGAAACUAA
Molecule: messenger RNA, 2808 nt
Organism: Daphnia pulex (common water flea)
Lineage: Eukaryota; Metazoa; Arthropoda; Branchiopoda; Diplostraca; Daphniidae
Exons: 12
Coding region: 1145-2608 (487 amino acids)
Source: RefSeq, a predicted model, not a curated record